This is a messenger RNA of Styela clava, 381 nucleotides long. RefSeq names its product histone H2A. Gene Ontology annotation, molecular function: structural constituent of chromatin; protein heterodimerization activity; DNA binding. Gene Ontology annotation, cellular component: nucleosome. The record is from RefSeq and is a predicted model, not a curated record. NCBI's taxonomy places the organism in Eukaryota, Metazoa, Chordata, Ascidiacea, Stolidobranchia, Styelidae.
AUGUCUGGAAGAGGAAAAGGCGGAAAAUCUAAAGCAAAGAGCAAGUCACGCUCAUCAAGGGCCGGACUGCAGUUCCCAGUUGGUCGCGUUCAUCGCCUACUCCGCAAAGGAAACUACGCCGAACGUGUCGGAGCCGGCGCACCAGUUUACCUUGCUGCCGUUCUCGAAUACUUAAGUGCGGAAGUGUUGGAGUUGGCAGGAAAUGCUGCUCGUGACAACAAGAAAUCUAGAAUUAUCCCUAGACAUCUUCAGCUGGCAAUCAGAAACGACGAGGAGUUGAAUAAACUUCUUGGCGGAGUCACCAUUGCACAAGGAGGAGUUCUUCCUAAUAUUCAAGCAGUUCUCCUGCCUAAAAAAACUGCCAAAAGUUCCCAAGCAUAA